CAGGUCUAUGUGGGGGCUUUCUAGCAUUGAGGCGAGGCAGAGCGUCCACGGGGGAAACACUGGGUGGGAGGCGGUGGUGGCGGAAUACGCCAGUAUGUAGACCAGCCCAAUGACGCAAGGGAUUUACUCAACUCGGGGCAGGAUAAUACUUGCAGGGAUCCACGCGCGUAAAAGCGCAGUGAGACGCUUCCAACUUCCACACAUGACGUGAAGGCAUUUUUUUUUGUUUUCCUUUCCACGGCGCAUCGAUGCAUACUUCCACCAUGACAUACGGGCUUUUACUUUUUCUUCCAUUUGUUCUCAGCACACAGGGGCCGCGCGAGACCGUUAUCUCCAAAGUGCCAUUUGCAAAGAGUCAAAAAGUUGUCACCACGUCUGGAAAAGAAUGUGCGAUUCCAUUUCGCCAGGGCGGAAGAAUUCAUCACCACUGCAUCACCGUCCUCGCCUCGAGACCGUGGUGCUCUCUUACUCCUAAUUUCGACCGGGACCGAAAGUGGGGUUUCUGUGCGCCGGAGCGAAGACAACCCAAUGCUUCCGUUCACACGUCGCGAAGGAUCACCGAUCCGUGUCGUUUGAAGCCGUGUCGAAAUGGUGGCAUCUGCACGCUGAUCCCAGAGGGGCUCACGUUUGAGUGCUCCUGUCCUGACGGCUUUUCCGGAAGACUUUGCGAGCGCAAACAGUGCUACGAAACCGUACACCUGCGCCAUUAUGACGACGGAGAUUCCUGGGGCCGCAUUCACCUCCGCAACGUGGAACAGUGCACGUGCGUCGACGGCAAGAUCGAGUGCCGACGAGCCCGCUACAUGCUGUGUCGCUCCAACCCGUGCCAGAAUGACGGAACGUGCCGGAUGAUCAUCGCCACUCGCAAGAAAGUGUGUAACUGCAGACACGGCUAUGGCGGACCGUACUGCAGCUUCAAGCCAGAAAGCGAGUGCUACAACAGUCGGGGUACACGCUACCGAGGCGUGGUGUCCACGACGGCGUCUGGCGCCCGCUGUCUGCCGUGGAACUCGGACCUGCUUUACAACGAGCUCCAUGUGGGCACGGUAGUUGCCGCACCCCAGAGGGGCCUCGGGGAGCAUGCCAACUGCAGGAAUCCUGAUGGCGACAAGAUGCCGUGGUGCUACACUCUGAGCAGGGGCGCCAUCUCAUGGGAGUACUGCGCAGUGCCCUCCUGCAAGAUGCCACUGUCAUCCUCUCGUAGGAUGAACAUGUUCAACACGCUACCCGAAUUGGGUGACUCGCCCCGCUCGGUGCCCGCCAAGAAUCCGGUGUGCGGGACAAAGCACAAGAAGCGGGUGUCCGUGGCCAGGGGAAGGAUCAUGGGAGGAAACUCGGCUCUGCCGGGAAGCCACCCCUGGAUGGUGGCCAUUUACAUCGGACAGUCAGACUUCUGCGCCGGGACCUUGAUUGCCUCUUGCUGGGUCGUCUCGGCGGCCCACUGCUUCUUCCGCAACCCGCUGCUGUCGCAGCUUCGCAUAGUACUCGGCCAGCAGCACUUCAACGUCAGCAGUCCCGACACGCGCACCUUUGGAGUGGACAAGUACAUCUUUCCCAAACAGUUCUCCGUGUUCAACCCGACGCUCCACGACAUUGUUCUCAUCAAACUGAAGAAGAAAGACGGCCACUGUGUGAAGCGGACGCCGUUCAUCAGGCCCAUCUGUCUUCCCGAAACAGGCGUCACCUUCCCAGACAACUACUGCUGCUCCAUCAGUGGCUGGGGACACAUGCAUGAGAAAGCAGAUGGUUACUCCAGCCUGCAGGAAGCGGGAGUGAGGCUGAUCAGCCAUGACACCUGCAAGAGUCCAGAGGUGUAUGGCAACCACGUGACCACAGACAUGAUUUGUGCUGGCCUCAACGGCUGCGUGGACGCCUGCCAGGGGGAUUCUGGCGGCCCGCUGGCCUGUGCGAAGGACGACGUCAGUUUCCUGUAUGGGAUUGUCAGCUGGGGGGAGGGCUGCGGCCGCACAGGAAAACCCGGCGUUUACACUAAAGUGGCCAACUACAUGGACUGGAUCAAUUCUGUGAUCAGACGGAAAGCCAAGAAGACGUGAUAGGAGAUUUGUGACUAGUUUAAUAAUAGCAUUUUUAUGUUUUGUUGAUUAUCAAUGACCUUUCUCCCCACUGUGAAAUAAAAGACUGAAUACUUUUUUUUUGGAAGUAAACAUUUACCACGUCUCUAAA
This is a messenger RNA of Syngnathus acus (greater pipefish), 2184 nucleotides long. RefSeq names its product hepatocyte growth factor activator (gene hgfac). The transcript is spliced from 14 exons. Gene Ontology annotation, cellular component: extracellular region. The record is from RefSeq and is a predicted model, not a curated record. Gene Ontology annotation, biological process: blood coagulation; zymogen activation. NCBI's taxonomy places the organism in Eukaryota, Metazoa, Chordata, Actinopteri, Syngnathiformes, Syngnathidae. The coding region runs from base 249 to 2054 and encodes 601 amino acids. Gene Ontology annotation, molecular function: serine-type endopeptidase activity.